Messenger RNA from Vanrija pseudolonga, 1311 nucleotides. RefSeq lists its product as uncharacterized. The transcript is spliced from 4 exons. Gene Ontology annotation, molecular function: sequence-specific DNA binding; zinc ion binding. The coding region runs from base 1 to 1311 and encodes 436 amino acids. The record is from RefSeq and is a predicted model, not a curated record. Lineage: Eukaryota; Fungi; Basidiomycota; Tremellomycetes; Trichosporonales; Trichosporonaceae. Gene Ontology annotation, biological process: regulation of DNA-templated transcription.
AUGACACGCACCCCCUCCCCCAAUGGCAACAAGCGCCAGCGCAAGACCCCUCGUACUGUUCGCCGUGGUUUCUGUGCCAACUGUGGUUGCGAUGAGACGCAAACCCAACUCUGGCGCUCGAACCCGGACGACCCCGAGAACCCCAACAACAUGCUUUGCAAUGCCUGUGGUCUUUGGGUCAAGGAGAAGGGCUACCAGCGCCCUGAGCAACACUGGAAGCACAAGACCCAGUGUCGCGACCCGAAGGGCCCGGUUCGUCACCGCACGCCGUCUGACGACGAGGACGACGCGCCCCCCGGUGCCGACGGAGCUGCCUCGUCCACGGGCGGCAAGAAGCAAGGCGGCGCGAGCAAGGCGGUCCACACUCAGAGCAAGGCCACAAACUCGGCGUCGGCGUCGGCGCCGGCCGGCACUGUGACCGCCGCGGCUGGUAAGACCCGCAAGGCUCCGGCCCGCGCCCGUGCCACCAAGUCUAUGCCCAAGGCCAAGGCCAAGGCCACCGCCCCCACCCCGGCCACCGCCCCCGCCCCGGCCCCGGCGCCAACUGCGCGCCUCCCCACCCCCGAGCCGGAGGUGGAGAAGCUCGACGCCCCCGCGGUCGAGGACGAUGGCGCCGCCGUCCUCGCUGCCGCGACCACCCUUCUGGCUUUUGACCGGCGCAAUGCGCCGGUCCUUACCUCGUCGCCAUCCAAGAAGCGCUCGUACGUCGAGGACGACAAUGAGCACGGCCAGCAUCAGUACCGCCCGGAGGCCGAGGCCCGUCCGGCGGUCGAGAUCCGUGAGGUUGACUUUUCGGCCUCCAAGCGCAGCUACAACCCGGCGUGGAUGGGUGACCUCCGCCGUCGCACUUCGGGAUCUUACGCUGCGGGCCCGAGGGCGCGUGUCUCGUGUCCCAACAUUGCCCGCAACGAGCCCCACACCCCCCAGCAUUCGACGUACAACACGCAGCACUACACCCACCGCGCCCCCCAGUAUGCCACGCCGUACACCUCUCCCCAGGCGCCCGACAACGGUGUGUCGUCGUACCCGACGCCUCAGUCAGUCAUGGAGACGCCAGACCUCCGUGCGCGUACCCUCGAGGAGACGCCCGUGAUGAACGCCGCCGACUGGUUCUUCGGCGGUGGCGGUGCUCCCCACAUCCGGUCGUCGCCCCCGCCGAUGGCGCUGCCGGAGUCGGAGUACAGCCGCAACCGCUAUGCCCCUCAGACGUACGCCCCGGAGUACCCUCGCCAUCACGCGCUCGCGCCGUAUCACCAGUCGGCGUACAAUGGUGCGCGCGUUCCCAACUACUCUGACUACGAGCUCGUGUAG